GAGGAGGCUUGUGAUGCUGUAGGACUGCCACUAUAGCCAACACCCUACUGUGAGGGACUUUUAAAGAGACUUUUGGAUCACAAGGGUUUCAGGGUAGCCAACACCCUGCCCCAGGGACAUUUGACAGACAAAGUGCUUGAGAAGAAAAGGAAAAGAAGUCUCCAUCUAGAACUGGUCUAGGAGGCCACUGCAUUUCUGAGAGAUGAGCCGUGUGCUGCAGUGUGCUAUAUUUACUGUGCUCAUGGGACUGUUGCUCACAAGAACCAUGGCCUGGACUUCAAGUGGGAAAACACAUGCUGAGCUACUCAACAAUCUUUACAAAAAUGGAGUGAUUAAAUCUCAACGGGUCUUGGAUGUGUUAAUGGCCACAGAUAGAGCCCACUACACCAAGUAUUUACCAUACAUGGAUUCUCCUCAGUCAAUAGGAUAUAAGGCUACAAUCAGUGCACCCCACAUGCAUGCCCAUGCUCUGGAGUUGCUGAAGGAUCAGCUAGUGGAAGGAGCAAAGGCCCUGGAUGUGGGAUCAGGAAGUGGUUACCUCACAGCUUGCUUUGCUAGAAUGGUGGGUCCCACAGGGAAGGCAGUAGGCAUAGAACAUAUUGAAGAGCUGGUUCAUGAAUCCAUUAGAAAUGUCAGAGAAGAUGACCCAACUCUGCUCACUUCUGGCCGCCUGAAACUUCUGGUUGGAGAUGGCAGGCAGGGAUACCCUGAAGAAGCACCUUAUGAUGCCAUCCAUGUUGGAGCAGCAGCAGACACUGUACCAAAGGAGUUGCUGAAAGAGUUGAAGCCAGGUGGCCGGUUGAUCUUGCCAGUUGGGCCUGCAGGUGCAAACCAGGUUCUGAUGCAGUAUGACAAAACCAGUGAUGGGCAAAUUGUGGAAACGCAACUGAUGGGCGUGAUCUAUGUUCCCCUGACAGAUAAGGAGAAGCAGUGGCCCCGGGAUGAAGUUUGACAGAAUAUCACUUACAAAAUGAUCUUGGAAAGCUCAUGAACCAGGCCCUGAAGAAGCAACUAUAGAUGUGUAUGGCUUUGCUUUAUAAAUCAAUUUUUUUUAACUUGGACACAUCACAAAGGCAUUUUCUGCUUUUUAAAGAACUCAAUACGGAGGAGUGAGAGAAGAAUAUUCCUCCAGAUCAAUCAGCACCCAGUUCCUAAGCUGUAGAGAUCUUGUCUGAUUUCUUCCUGGACUGAGUAAAACCAGAUAAGCCCAGUUGUCCUCUUUGGUCAGCUCCACAUACAAUAUCUAUGUAAGAGAAUGGAGAGUGUGCAAUACUGUUACAGAUUUGAGAAUUCAUCUGUAUUGUACUUGAUUAAAUGGUAGUGCAUUUAUAUUCAUGACUUGCUCAUCUGAUGCCUGAAGAAAAAUUACAGUAUGUAUUUGAUCUGAUUAAUCUUCUAGAUUAAACAUAUUCUUUUCUCAUA
Trachemys scripta elegans is the source of this 1422-nucleotide messenger RNA. Its product is annotated as protein-L-isoaspartate(D-aspartate) O-methyltransferase-like. Lineage: Eukaryota; Metazoa; Chordata; Testudines; Emydidae. Bases 203 to 952 code for a protein of 249 amino acids. Gene Ontology annotation, biological process: protein modification process. Gene Ontology annotation, molecular function: protein-L-isoaspartate (D-aspartate) O-methyltransferase activity. The transcript is spliced from 9 exons. The record is from RefSeq and is a predicted model, not a curated record. Gene Ontology annotation, cellular component: cytoplasm.